Messenger RNA from Syngnathus typhle (broad-nosed pipefish), 753 nucleotides. It is a transcript of the gene camk2n1a, whose product is annotated as calcium/calmodulin-dependent protein kinase II inhibitor 1a. Gene Ontology annotation, molecular function: calcium-dependent protein kinase inhibitor activity; protein kinase binding. Gene Ontology annotation, biological process: negative regulation of protein kinase activity. NCBI's taxonomy places the organism in Eukaryota, Metazoa, Chordata, Actinopteri, Syngnathiformes, Syngnathidae. Bases 108 to 347 code for a protein of 79 amino acids. The record is from RefSeq and is a predicted model, not a curated record. The transcript is spliced from 2 exons.
AGGACUUCUAUUAAAAAAACAAAAAAAAACAACAACUGAAGAUCGUCCCUACCACGCCGGGAUUUAAGGCUGCGAAGAGGACUUCUCCAAUCUACUUGCCAGUCAACAUGUCCGAGGUGCUGCCAUACAACGAGGGGAAAAUGAGCGGCUACGGGGCUGACAGCGAGGUCAGCCAGAUGUCCUUUAGCUGCGGACUGCAGGACACAAGCGCCUUUUUUGCCGGCUCGCAGGCCAAGAGACCCCCGAAGCUCGGCCAAAUCGGCAGAGCCAAGCGAGUGGUAAUCGAGGACGACCGAAUAGACGAGGUCCUCAAAGGGAUGACAGACAAGUCGUCGCCUGGGGUUUAAAGAUCCGCCUCCAUUGCAGACUCUUUUCAUUUUGAUCACCGAUUUGAAGCACUUGUCGGCUGUGCAUGUUGGAGGAUUGCAGAGAGGGGGGGGGGGGGGGAGGAGGAGAAAGAGAAGACGGCCACACACGCAGUGAGGAUGACGAUGGGAUGAAACGCGGCGGAGGAAAAGCAAGCUAACCAGAAGGAUGGAAGAGGAGGAGUGGAAAGAUUCGCCGUGGGAUAUCGCUGGCAAUCCUCCCAAAACGAUUCCCGCUUUUUCUUGUCUUUUUUCGGGAAGAAAAAUCCCCCCUUCCCAAAUGCCGAGACGUGGCGUCUCGAUGUGCGCUGGCUUCAUUCUGAAAGGUGAUGGAUGAACUUGUCAUUUAAACAAACAUCACCACCCGCCGCUAUGUCUUUUUGUUCCC